UUUUUCCUGUUUUUGACUCCGAACUACAAUUCCCAAGAUGCACUGCGGGGAGCUGUGAAGCUGGAGUCAACCGUCUGGUUCAGACACACAUACACGUUCUAUCCCGCCUUCCUUCAACAUGGGAAAUGGAAUCAAUAAGGUCCUGCCUUACUUGUAUUUGGGAAAUUUUAGAGAUGCCAGAGACCGAGAGCAGUUAGCCAAGAACAACAUCACCCACAUCUUGUCCAUCCAUGACACAGCGGCACCCAUCCUCCAGGAGAUGACCUAUCUGUGCAUUUCAGCGGCCGACCUGCCCACAGAAAACCUGACUCAACACUUUAAACAGAGCAUCAUGUUCAUGCAUGAGUCACGGCUGAAAGGAGAAGGCUGCCUGGUUCACUGUCUGGCAGGGGUGUCCCGCAGCGUCACUCUGGUGGUCGCCUACAUCAUGACAGUGACCGGACUGGGCUGGAAGGAAGCUCUGGCUGCAGUGAGAGUGGUCCGGCCCAGCGCUGGGCCCAAUUUGGGAUUUCAGCGCCAGCUGCAGGAGUUCGAGACGACUCAUGUUCAUGAAUUCAGGAAAUGGCUCCAGAGGGAAUAUAAGGAUACCAAGUUCAACGAUGAAGCAGAUAUUAUGGAGCUGCUUGAUUCUUCUAAAGCCAAAGGUGACCAAGUGGAAAACUUGGAAUCGAGCUCACAGGGAUCUCUCUGACAUCAUUUGCAGCCACGGCCACCAUCAAGCUGAGAAAGCACCGCAUAAGUCUGAAAUGCUGGACUGCUCGCACAAACACCAAGAACUUGUUUUACCAUUGAUUGACGUCCUAAUUUAUAGGUUGCGCUACGCUUCCGCUGUUUUUUUUUUUUUUGUUUUGUUUUGUUUUUUUUUUUUGUACAAUGUCACUCCGAUUUCAAAUUGAGAAAUAAUAAAAACAGUCCAUUUACAUUA
Hippocampus comes (tiger tail seahorse) is the source of this 925-nucleotide messenger RNA. RefSeq names its product dual specificity phosphatase 22b (gene dusp22b). The transcript has 8 exons. Gene Ontology annotation, molecular function: protein tyrosine phosphatase activity. Gene Ontology annotation, biological process: signal transduction; protein dephosphorylation. Lineage: Eukaryota; Metazoa; Chordata; Actinopteri; Syngnathiformes; Syngnathidae. Gene Ontology annotation, cellular component: cytosol. Bases 119 to 691 code for a protein of 190 amino acids. The record is from RefSeq and is a predicted model, not a curated record.